Messenger RNA from Pocillopora meandrina, 20064 nucleotides. The record is from the annotation of a GenBank genome assembly. NCBI's taxonomy places the organism in Eukaryota, Metazoa, Cnidaria, Anthozoa, Scleractinia, Pocilloporidae.
AAUUAAACAUGGUGGCAUGGAUAGUUUGAAGUUCGCAUCUCAGCUGUUUUUAUAAUCUUUCUUAAUUUUUGAGACGAUGCGAAUCCUUAAACCAAACUGGGUUUCACACGAAGGUAAAGCUAUAGAUUAAUAUUUUACACGUAAGUGGUUGAAGAAAAAAUGAGUUUUCUUUGGAACCAGCUAUGAUCUAAGCUUCUGGCGCGACAGUUCAAAUCCUCAAUCAUGUUUUCUUGGGAAAUUCUUUUGACCUCUUGACGAAUCUCUCUGAAAAUCAAUUUCUAAACUUUUUUUAUUCGAAUCAAGAGUUUUAAUUGUUUGGUUUUUGCGCGUGUCCAACCUUGUAUGAGUAACUUUGAACUUCGCAUAAUUAAUCUAGAACACGCGCCCCGUCCACAUUGUUGUCAACUGAGAUUAGUUAAAAACUGCUAAUCGAUUGAAAAGUGUUAUUGGCUUUGCUGAUUUUUCUUUUCUAGGGAGACCACUAUUUUCUGUUGAUAUUCAUCCAGAUGGAUCUCGAUUUGCUAUUGGUGGCCAAGGUACGUGGUGUACAUGUACACAAUUUACAAUUUGUAAGAUUGUCCUUGCUGCUGGCAACGGUCAAAAUGCUUUAAGGGCCCUCACGCCACCUCGUUGGUAAGAUAGGCAGUUGCCAGGCAGAAAACAAUGUUCUAUCGGUUUUUUUCGUUUUGCACAUUUAGUUGAUGGUAGGCAACACCUCUACAACACCUGUAGAGCAGCAAGUACUUAAAAUUUGCAACGAAAUCAAAAUGUUGUUUUUAUCGUUAUUGACUUAUUCCAUGCUGAUAUUUAACAAUUUGGAUUUUUAAUUGCUCCAGAUUAAGAUUUAGAAGGAUGAGAUUGAAGGCAAAGUGUGGAAGUGUGAAGAUCGGAAAUUAAGGGCUGCAGCUGGGGCUGUUAGUGGCUAGUAAACUGAAAUUAGACUAAACAGGGGGCCAAAAUCUGGUGAAAAGUGGCAGGUACUAAGAGGAUAUGGAAGUGGAAAAGGGGGUCCUGAGAAUGCUCUUCUAGUGUGCAAACUUUCAAGAAAAUCAUGAGGUUUUCACAAAAUGAAAGGGAAAAUUCAUGGGUCACAUAUAUUUCAGGAGGCAUGUCACUCCUCACACUCACACUCACACUCACACAUGUCACUCCUCACACAGGUUCAUGAAUUCACAACUUAUGCUUACCAUUAAAAAAAAAAAUAAAAUAAAUUCAUGUGUCAUGUAUAAAUUUUGUUCUUAAUCAUUUGUCACAUGUAUACCAGUUGCCAUCCUCCCUGAACCUGUAGUUAAUACUCAUGCAUUAACAAAAACAUGUGUUCAAAAAAGUGUACCUGAGCAUCAAGAAUCCAUUUUAAUGUGCUACAGUCAACUACAUUUUCACAUUCACAUUCAAGUGACACAAUGCAUGAUGGUUUAAUGAGUUAAUUGAUUGUUAAUAAAUAUAUUUUUUCUCAAUACAUUAGCAUAAUAUGCUACUCUUACUCAAAGUAUCUAGAAAUUGCUUACAUGUAUCUUUUUCUGGAUGCAUAGUGCAUGUUUUCUUAUGUUUAUGUUGACAAUUUUCAGGGGAUGAUUCAGGAAAGGUCACAAUUUGGAACAUGGCUCCUGUGAAAAAUGAGGAAGAUGAAAUGAAUGAAAAUAUACCCAAGUUAUUGUGCCAAAUGGACAAUCAUCUUGGUGGGCUGCAUCUUAUUAAGUUGUUGUGCAAUCAAUUGAGUGAUUGAAUAUGUACUUGUGCAUUGCGCAUGUGCAGUUAUAUUAGCACUUUCUGUUUAGAUGAAUAUGUUACUUAUGUUUUGGCAGCUGAACAUUUCAAUCCCAUCUACUUUUGCUGUGUAUAAGGUUCAAGAGACAACAAACAUUUAACUCUGCAGGAGUUACGAAUGUGCUUUGUGUGUUGAAAGCAUUAUGUAGAUGGGUUUCCCCAUUAGCCUUUCAUCCCUAGGAGUGACAGGCAUCUACCAUAUUUAUUUGACUAUAAGCUGAGUGAUUUUUACACAAAUUAAAUCUGAAGUGAAUUAAAAUUUGGGCUCUAGAGGGGGUCUCGGCUCAUAGCCGAAAGUUAAUUUUAAAUUGAGUUUUUGGAUCACAUUAAUUUAUCUGAGUUAUGAUUUGUUGCAUUUCAAUUGAAUAGUUAGCUUUUUUUGUCCUUUGCAUAUUAAAUCACCAUAAACUGAAUCACCAUCGUCUAAGCCUCAUUUAUGACAAUCAAUGUGAUUUUUUCUCUGAAAAUGUUAGGUUUUUUUUUUGUAGGUAACAAUUCAGUCUUAUAAUAAUGAAUGGGUCUUGGCUUAUAACUGGGUGUUUUAGAUUUAUUUUUGGUUCUCGUUAUGCCAAGUCUACAUGUACAAAGUUUGGGGUCUCGGCUAAUAGCUGAGAUUGGCUUAUAGCUGAAUAAAUAUGGUAAUAUUUCACCAGAAUAAGACCCUGAAUCAUACAUUUAGGUCAUGAGAAUAAAGGAAGUUCACCGACACAGGGAGCAUUGAUUGUUAAACAAAUUCUCCUUGUUAACUCCUCAAGAAAUGUACAGAGAACAGUAUGGAGAAUAUACAUGUAUAUACUGUAUGUUAGGGUGUAAAGGUUUGAUGAAAUACUGUAAAUCAUAAGUGAAUUAUUUUUCAGCAUGUGUGAACUGUGUUAGAUGGUCUUGUGGUGGAAAAUAUCUUGCAACUGGAGGAGAUGACAAACUCAUCAUGAUUUGGCAAAUGGCAAGGUAACAGAGAAAACCUCAUGCCAAAUUGAUCCUCACUAGUAGAUGUAAACAGUCUAACUGCUAUUCUAAUAGUAGAUAUUUGUCUUUGAACUGGGACCAGGAUAAUGGGAGCAGCAGCAGUAUUUGGUGGUAACAACAGUAAAUUGAAUGUGGAGCAGUGGAGAUGUGUCAACACUCUAAGAGGUCAUAGUGGAGGUGAGUCUCUGGUCAAAGGUCAAAGGUUUUAGCAUUUUGUUUACUGGCACUAUUUCUCAUUUACUAUUGCUAGCUGUGCCAGGUUAAUGCCUGUACAUUUGUAUAUGUGUGCCACUACAAGCUGCAAACCUAGAACCAUGCAUUUAUGUACAUGUGUACAUCUUGAAAAAAUUAACCCUUUAACUCCCCGAAGUGAUUUGCAUAUAACUUCUCCCUACAAUAUCCAUCCAUUAUCCAUCAAACAGGUAAUGAGAAUACUCAAAUGUAUCAGGUAAAAGUUUUUAUCUUGAUCUAACACCAAAUUCUUGCAACUAGUUUAAAGGAAAUAUCUAGCAGCUAAAAGGGAGAAUUAACAAUCAGAUCCUGGGAGUUAAAGGGUUAAGACUGAAAAGAUCAGAAAAGGUGGAUGCAACAAAAACAAAUACAUACUGAAAGUCACAUGACCCACUCUUUGGCCUGAACAAUUUUGUACUAAGAAUUUCACUCUUACUCCUUUUCACUUAGCCAGUGGAAAGCAACAUGUUUUAUUUCUCAGUCAGUGCAUGUGCUUUUAUUGGUUAAUUAGCAGGUGAUAUUUAACUGUUAGGCCCCCAAAUUUAAAAGUUUCUUUUGAAUUAAAAUCUUCCCCUCCUAGUUGAACCCAAAGAUAUAAUAAGUAUCUUUAGUUAGUAAUCUUGUUUUUUUGAUUGGUACUGUUUGUUAAGAAAGUUUGUUUUUGCUACUCAGAUUUAAAGCCUGCAUGCUCUCAUGCUUAAGCCACAAAUCUAAGUGGAAAAAAAUUGGUGCAGAACUUACAGUAUGCAACUUGGAACUUAGCUAGUAAGAGGUUUGAAUUGUACUUGAACUGUUAGCAUUAACAGUCUUCAAGUCUGCGUAUGUAAUGUGUAAGGUUUAACCUUGUAAGCUUGUGUGACAAAGCUGAUGAGCACUUCUUUCUUGACAUUCACCCCAUGUGUUUGCAUUAGAUGUGUUGGAUUUGGCAUGGUCUCCAGAUGACAGCUUCCUUGCAUCAGGAAGUGUUGACAACACCAUCACUAUUUGGAAUGCUCAACGAUUUCCAGGUUAGUGGCUAAUUCUCAAAUUAUUUUAAAAGAACAGUGUAUUUGGCCACAAUUUCAGCUGUUACUGACAGUAGCAGUGUCAAAUUUUUUGUGUGUGUGUGCAAACUUGCCCAAAACUGUGAAUUGAAACAUGUCUCUUGCAAAGAAAUGAACAACAUCCAGUAGACACCAAUGUACAGUUUGAUAUUUUGAAUGUUUGGGCUUAUAAUUAUUGGGUGCUAUUGAGUAGUUGUGACAACAGAAGUGUUUUUUGGUCAGACUCCAGAUCUGUAGCUCAAGAGUUUGAGCCCUGGCUGGUUAAGUGUAUUGUGUUUUGUUCUUAAGCAAAACACUUCAGCCUCAUGUUACAUGUACCUCUUUUCACUCACGCACUGGUUGUUUGAAAGUUGGAUAACGCUAUCCAUUGGAUAAAACUCUAUUCAGUGGAAAACGCUAUACAUUUUGCUAUCACUAAUCUGCUAGAUAGUGAUUUAUCCAUUGGAUAGUGUUCUCUGCUCCUCAUACAACCAGGCUUACUUGUAGGAGUAUAAACAGGGACCCUGAUAUAAUCCCUACCAUAGAAAUUGCUUUAACCCUUUUACUCCCAAGAUCUCACCAUUACAUGUAAUUCUCCUUACUGUCUGUGGUUCGAUUCUUAUGAUGAUACUUUAGAGAAUCUGGUAUUAGAUCAAUUACUUGUCCUUUUAUUGAUAUUUUCCUUUAUUCUCAACAUUUGUCUGUUUGAUUUUAUUUCAAUAUUGUAAGGAGAAAUUCUGUUUUGGUCACUCAUGGGAGUUAAAGGGUUAAGAUGUGGAAAAGGGAGUAAAUUUCUAAAGAAACUGUGAUGUUGCAUUUGUGGGAGAUUCAUGAACUGCUGUACUAUGAGUUAAUUUGCUUUUAUCAAAUAAGUUGGUAAUGUAAGUUGGCCUCUAAAGAGAAUUUCUAAAGCUGAUAUUUUGAGCUCUAGCCCUUUGUCAAUUUAUUAUGAUAAAGAUUUCACACUAAAAACAUCAGGUUUUGAAACUCUCCAGGGUGGCCAGGUUAUGAAUUCAGUUGAUAGACAAAGAAAAUGCUAAAGCUGUGGCAAUCUAGAAGACUAUUUUGAGACCCAACCUUGUAUGGUAUUGUUUCUCUUAUUUAAAUCUUAUUUCUUUUCAGAUGUUGUUACUGUACUAAAGGGCCACAGUGGUAUGGUCAAAGGCAUCACUUGGGAUCCUGUUGGAAAAUAUCUUGCCUCUCAAUCCGAUGACAAGACUUUGAAGGUUUGGCGAACAUCUGAUUGGCAGCAAGAGAGUGAAGUAACUGAGCCAUUUGCUGAAUGCAGUGGCACCACCCAUGUUCUUCGUCUCAGUUGGUCACCUGAUGGACAUUAUGUGGUAUCAGCACAUGCAAUGAAUAAUGCAGGCCCAGUGGCAAAGAUCCUUGAGCGGGAUGGCUGGAAGAUGAGAAUGGACUUUGUUGGGCACAGGAAAGCUAUUACAUGUGUGGUAAGAUUUGAUAUGAUGAAAAAUAAAAAAUUGUGUAUAACUACAAUAAUUGUAUAACAGCAGAUUUUGAUCAUGUUGUCUGAUCAUGCUCCACGAGAGUAGUGAUGUAUAAUUUAACAUUCCAGACACUUGUGCUUAGAACUGUGUGAUUUAACAUGCCUUACAUUUUUGCGCUUGGAGGUUCUGAGAACAGCAUAAUGUCGUGUAACUAAUGCUGUGUUGAGUUGCAUUUGAAUUGCUUACUCAGAGUACCUACCCACCAUGUUUUUCUACUGUGACUUUGUAAGAGACUGUUGAUUAAAACCUAAAGUUUAAUUGGUAAAUGUCACCUUUAUAUUACAACAAGUAGUCCUGUAGAGCUAGGAGAGUGGAAUCAAGAAUCAAGAGUCAACAGUGGCUUUUAUAGACUAACUUCACUGAAUUUGUUAACUCUUAGAGAUUCAACCCAAAGCUAUUUGUAAAAAAAAUUGGUGAAGAAUCAUCUAGACCCAAGGUAACAUUAAAAAUACAUGUAACCUCGAUGCUUGCAUUUACAUGAUCAUAUCAAUGAGAAUUCUUGUGUUUUAAUCAUCAAAUUUUUGUUGUAUGUUGCAAUAAUGUCAAAAGCAGAUUUUUUUUUUCAAGAUGAGGCUUUGCAACCUGGAGUUAUUUUUGUGUUUCCUAACUGUUAUAUGAAGACAUACGUUAUUGUAGUGCGUUGCUAUUUAUUUGUUUCCAGCCUGGGACAAUUUAAACCAAAAAUCUGACUUAUGAAUUGAACCCCAGACCCUAGUUUCACAGAAAACAUUUUAGUGACUUCAAUGCAUGUUCAUAUAGAUAAAGAGACCCACUUUAAAAAAUUUUUUUUCUUAGUUUUUAACAUGUGACUAUGUUUGAGAAGUGAAUCAGUUAUCUUUUUAUUUGCUAACCAAACUCAACAUUUACAAGUAGCUUGAGUUCAUAUUUACAAAAUCAUUUAUGAUCAUUUCAUUUUUGUCAUAUAGUAUAUAUAUAAUGUACAUGUAUACAUGUAAAUAUACAUGCCUUUUACAUGAUUGUUUGCUCUUUGUCCUCAGCAAUAUUCUUGUUGUGCAAUUGGAAGCAGGGAUAGGUCUCUUUCAGUGUGGGUAUGUACAUGUUUCCUGAAUUUUAAAGCAAACUACAAGCUAGAAUUUGACAUGACUAUGCAGUGAAUAACUUAAUAUAUAAUUUUAUAUUGCUGAUUGAAUAUUCAGUGCUAGAUAUGUGACAUAUUGCAUACAGAAGCUAUUAAAAGUGGCUAGAUCAAUCAUGUAGUGGUGAAGUUGAUAAUGAGAAUGCAAACAUUUCAAUUAAACACAGUGAAGUCAAAUUUUAGAAAAGGCUUCCUAAGAAAUGGUGUCAAAGAGGCACUUACAGCUUGCAUUCAAAUGAGCCCUGUCCUCUCUUACUCCCUUAAUUGCAAAUUUAACUAAACUGAUUUUUGGAUGAAACCCUCUUUCUCCACACCAGUUAACAUCCCUCAAGAGGCCUCUUGUUGUCAUGCAUGACUUAUUCAAUCACUCAAUCAUGGAUGUAUCCUGGUAAGUCUUCUUGACAAAAAUCUGUACAUGUUAAUGUUAAACUACUUUUGACAUAAGAAAUUUGGCAGUAUCACAAAUAAAUAUUUACAAAUAAAUACAUUAUAUCUACCCUACACACUCCUAGAAAAUGCUUAGAAAUUAAAAACAUGAAAACCUUGAAGGAAUACAUUAUGGCUGUUGACAUGAUUGUGAAGGAGCAUGCAAAAUUGUAAUUGGAAAUUGAGUCACAGUUCUGUACAUGUAUCUCUGCUAAACCAGAACUUGCUGUUCCUUUGAUGUUGGAGUCACCUCCUCCCCCCUCCCUCCUCUCAGCAUAUCAGGCAGUCAGUUGGUGUUGAGGUUUGCUCUGGCUUUGCUUGCAGGAGUGAUUCAGGUUUUCAGCUGCUGGUUUGUUCAUGGGAUGGAUCUGUGGCGUAUGCUGAUUUCACAGCUGAGGAACUGGGUAGGCCUAUGACUGAGGAGGAAAAGGUGUGUGUUCUUUGCUGAAAUCUCUGAAUUAAUAUAAAUCAGCUUUGGUUAUUGAUAUACAUGUAAAGCAGCUACAUCAUCAGAAAGAUGUGUUGUCAUGCACUUAAGUCUCAUUUUUCAUUAAAAGAGCAUCUACUGAAAGCAGGGCCUUCCAGACACUGAAAAGUAAUCAGCGUACAGAACUGAUGGAAUAGAUUUCAAUAUCUCUAAAUUAAACUAGCUCAGUGUUUGGUGCCAAAUCAUGAAAUCCAAACUUUUUCCACUGACCAGAUUUUGUGGACAUACUGUCUGCCAAAUGCCACAUACAUACUUAUGGUCUUUUAGUACAUUACAAUUAUCUUUGCACUUUUUGUAUGAAGGAUUAUACAAAUGGGAGAAUAUUAUGCUGCAAUCAAUGAAGUUAGGAAAUAAUUGAAAUGAACGUUUCGUUAAAGAAUGUUACUUAAAAAAGCGUUUGAUUGUGUGCCUUUCUGUGCACGAUUUAAUGUCUAUUACAAAAUUUGCACUAUUAACAGUAGAGUGUAGAGUUCUCGACGUAGUUUCUCUACAACAUUAUCAUGUGUUGUUUUCGAGUUUAAAUCACACACAGUCAGUGUUUUAAUUUGAUUAUUGAAAGUCAUUCUUAACUGCUGUACAGCAUUUAAGAUUUCAAUUUGGAUUUGUCCAUUCAACCGUCAUUUUCCCUUGUUUGUUUUGUAGGAAAAGUUCCACAAACAGGUGUAUGGCAUUAGCAUCAACAGCAGCAAGACGAACUUAGCCAGUGCCAUUAUUGAGAAUCCCGAAAUGUUAAAGAUUCAACAACGACACGCAAUGAAACAACAGACACUGGCCAACACAAACAAACCUCCUGCUCCACCUCCCCCGUUGAUUCCGUCAGGAACACCAACCAAGCAAGAUUCGUCAGCUAUGAAUGGUGAGUGUUUUUAGAACGUGGUGUAACAUAGGCAGCCCAAGCUCGCUCAAUGCGCCUCGUCAGCAAAUAUGAAAAUAUGUCUGUAUUGCGCUGUAGGCGAAGUACAGUGUAAGGAUUUGUGUCCGAAUGAACGUCGCAUCGGUAUCAGGUGACUUCGUCCCCAUGCACGGUCGCCCCAAGUUUCGUCGCCCCCCUUAAAGGUCAAAAGUUGAGGGCGACACAACCACAUCAAGGGGCGACGAAACUUGGGUCAACCGUACAUCCGGGCGAUAUCACCGAUAACCAUCGCAUCCUUAACAUGAAAAUGUCAACCAUAGUUUUGAAUUAAAACACACUUACGAUAUACCUCGCUUCUCUAUUUGUUCCUCUAAGGCUUGUGUAUUUUUUACGCUGAUUUACUAUAGUUAAACUGGUUUUUAGUUCCCUUGCCUUUUUCUUCGAUGUUAAAUAUUCUCAGAAAAAUCCUGAUAUUUCGCCUGUGGCACAACGUUACCAUUUUUUUCUUAAUAUUUACGGAUGCUCGCUCUGCGAGCUUUGGCUAUGUACCAGUCGUCAUCUUUUGUUAACCUGGUGGUAUUACAGUACACGAGUUUUCAUUGACUUCUAUAUUUUUCUCUGUGUGUUUCAGGCAGCACUCCCAUGAAGAGUCCGUCAUAUUCAUUGACCAGUCCAGUUACAAGGAGCCCAAUUGAUCCUGUAGUGAGUACAGACUGGGAAUUUUGAUUUGAUGUAUGUCGCAUGCGGAAAUGUUCGAUUUAUUUCGCCCUUUUAAAUGCAUAUACGUACUGGAUAAUAAACUUUACAUCCAUUUUUUUUUUUAACCUUUAACACUUUAUUCUCCCAAAGUCACUCGCUUCUAAUAUCUCCUCACAUUAUCAAUCUUGAAUCAAAUACAAAGGUCAUGAGAAUAAAAGAAUUGAUCACCAAUUAAAAAAGCUCCAGAUUGCUAAAUAAAUUCUCCCCAUCAGUAUCAUAGGAAAUGUAAAGAAAACAGUUUGGAGAAUAUGAAUACUAAUAAUGUCAGGGUGUUAAGGGUUAAGCUUGUAUUGCCAGAAAAGCACAAUGGUGAAACCGCUGGCCUCCAACCACUGUUAUCCAGGUUUGUUUCCAAAACCCAGCAUCCGAUAUGGGUUACGUUUGUUGCUUUAGUUUCUCCGGUGUUGCUUUUGCAGAAGUACCAAACUUUCCCAGUUCAGUUGGAUAGAAUUAGGAGUCCCAGGACGCAUUCGUCCUGUCCAAUUAGCUUUUAAAAUUUACUAACUGAAUGUCUCGAACGGUCUAAUUUGGCCUGGAUCCGUGAAUGAAGAACUACCGCGUGCAUUUGGCACGUAACGUCCAUUUAUUUUCAUUAAGCCAGAUUUUGUUUCUCUGUAGAAUGUUUUAGAAAAGCAAGUGGAAACCAGAACCAAAGAUGGUCGUCGCCGCAUCACUCCACUCUUAGUUUCAACUAUGGAAGUGAGGUGUGCUGCUUGCUAUGUUUUCUUGUUCUUGUACAACCCCUAUAUAGAAGCAACGUUUUUACUUGUGUUCAUAAAACCUUGUUUGUUUUCAAUCAUAUGCCUUUAGAAAAUUUGUUUCAUUUAAAUUCGAGAACUGCAAAACCCAAUUUUACUUCCCUUUGAAAAAAGAAAGAAAAAAAAAAGCGGCCAAGGAAUGAUGAAGCGAGGCAUGAAACAGCGGAAGAGAGGAAUAGGCGCUAGUGUUCUCCGAAGUUUUUAAAGACAAAACAAUCGGAUUAGUAAUUACGGCUGCAGGGGUGAAAACCGUCGAGAUAAAUGAACAGAACGAUAAAUGUGGGCAAAUCCAAGCGAUUUGGUGAACUGGCUUUUGUUGAUCUUUUAAAACUUUAGGUCACCGAACGACAUUCGAAAGUACAGCAAACAAGAAAAUUAGAGGAAAGUGAAAAUUUGCAAAGAUACCUUUCCGUUACUGUCCUUAUUCCUUUUCUUGAAAAUACUGCAGUAUUCUUGACAUUUUAUCUAGACUAUCGCAAAUCGGACCGCCUUUGUCUUGUUGCAAAAUACUUUGUACUCAUCUGCUCCACAGUGACUCGCCUGUUCCUUUUGGAGGAUCUUCAGCUGCUAUUUCACCCCCCGGAAAUUCAAACCCAAGUGGCGCAUCUCAGGUGUCGAACUCCAUUCCAGCCACAUCCCAGGUAAAAGAUGUUUACAUGUAGAUUGACGAAGGUAGUACAUUUGAAGCUGGGUCUUUGGGUCAUGUCGGUCUCCCUAGGUCAUAGGUUUCUUGUGGGAUUUGGAUAUUUUGUUUAUCCCACACUCGUUCCAUUUGAAUAACAUUCUCCUAUUUUCGACGAACCAGCCAACCAAAUUUACAAACACGACUUAUCUAAGCAGUAUACUGGCGCUUGAACCUACUUCAUACCCCAGCUCGUCAACAACUGGUUUCUAGCAUUUUUGUAAAUACUGCACAUCUUUUUCUUAUCUGUACGUUACUAGAGGUAAUAUCCCGGAUUACCUCUCACAUUCGUUGGAAAACUGCUCUGUGUAAAGAAUUAUCACGCAGGCUAUGGAGUUACACGUUUCUCCAGGAAAAGUAUCUUUACGUUGAACUGAAUAUUUUUCCUAUUUAGAAUUUAGUGGCACUGGACUCGAGAAUCGGCGAAAAUGCAACGACAGGAUUCACAAGCAAGUAAGAAUAGUUAAUUUGAUUCAUAAAUAAACGUACCUACACCGUACAAUUUUCAUGUUGGCCUGAGUGUAAUCUGUAAAGGAUCCGAAGGGAAGACUCGGCGGCGUCAUGUUAUUACAAUUAAUCAAACGAUCUGGAUUCGAGUUCUACUGGUGGGUGAUCGUGAGGUGUCCUUUGAUAAGACAUAGGUAUACUCCCUUUCGAGCAUCCAUUUAGUUAAUGAAUACUCCCUUCCCUUCUUUAAACCAGAAAAGGAAAAACAGUGGAUGAUGGCCCGACCAAACGCACGCAACAUUUCAACGCAGCGUCUUGCAACAUUGUUUUGCGUACCGUGUUACACGCGUUUGGCCACCUUUUAGCAACAAGUUGCAUCAGAGCACGCGUGCAAUUAUCGGUUUUCGUCUUUAAACAUGACAGCCAAUAAUACCCAGAUCACGGGUCACCAAGAAUGUGGACUGAGAUGGAGACCACGUCGUUGCUAGACACGUUGGAGGAUUGUCCGUGCCUUUAGAACAUAUUCGCAAAGUUGCAACACUCAAGAGAGACAAGGGAACAAGGGAACGAACUGUUAUAAGGCGCUCUUGGUAUCAGCGUGUGCGAUAUGGAGGCAAAAGUAGGUACAUAAAGGUCAACGAACUAAACUGUUGCCAGAUUUUGCGCACGUUUGGCCAUCUCCUCUACAACAUCUCAAAACACGAUCCAACAAUGUUCCAAGAGGUUGCGUUGAAAUGUUACUUGCGUUUGGCCCGGCCCUAAGGGAAAGGGUCUGGGUGCCAAAUAAUCUGGGCUUGUGAAUUGGUUAACUAGGGUAACCAUCAGCCGAAAAAAAGCUUGUAAAAUUAUUGAAGUCUGUUGCCAAAAAAAAAAACUAAUAACAAAUGUUUUCCUUUGGUGUUUAGGUCAAAGGACAAGACACCCGAGAGAGCAGAGAUCCUUGCCGUAAAACCUGUGUCUGCCACCAUGAAGCCCAUCACAGCAACCAAACCUACCUCAACUCCCACAACAACGGUGUCUUCGACCUCUGCGUCAACUACUGCUACGACUAUUGCGGUGAAGAGGAAAUCAGAUACGCCCACAUCAUCACAGUCUAAACGAGCCAGGAAAGAUGGAAGCAGUUCAGGUAUUUUGUAUCUUAAUAUUUAGUUGGAUCCAUGACUGCAAAGAAAAUGGCGCUUUUUUUUUUUUUUGAACAAUGGCGUUUAUAAAGGAAGAUGAUUAUUCUGAGUGUCACGAUUGUUAAAUAAAGAAUAAAAUUAGAAAGCCUCACGAAGAAUCGAACCUCAAACCUUCGGAGCUGACUCAUAAGUGACUAAGGCCAUAUACGAAAGCCAUAUACAACAUGCAUAGAAUCAGCGGUGCUGUGAGCGUCCCUUGUGCGGAUAGAAAAGCAGACAGACUUUUUUGUAGACCAGGUUAGAAAUAUUUCACUCUAUUUACUCUAUUAACACUGGAAUUUGUGUCAAACAUCGAAACAUAUCUCUCUCUAUGACAGUCAAUACAGUUGAACUUCGUUUUUACAAGCUAACACCUAAAAUGCCAAUCCCCUUUGGCCACAUACAACAGGUUCGCCUUGGAAAUUUUUUAAGGAUUGCAAUUACAAGCUGAUAAAUAAAACAAAAGCUAUCAUUUUUGUCUCUUGGAAAAGUGGUCGCUUUCAAGUGGUCUUCCAGGAAAGCUCGACUGUAAUCAAGAUAAGCUCAGCUCCAAAUAAGCGUCCGUUACCCAUCACUUCGAAAUUCCGCUCUUUAAAUCGCGAUUCCACUUGACUAAAUGUUUCUUCUAUUAAACUUUGACCUUUCCGUAUUUUGCAGGUUCAAAGAGUGCAGGUGGCUCUAGCAAUGUAAGUAACUGUAAAACCCGUUAGUCAAGCUCAGUUCUGCACCUUUCUUAACAGUGAUUGAAAACUGUAUUCCCCGUCGUGAAUGCGAGAGAGCAUGUUUCUCAGGGUAUCGAAUGAUGUGAAGAAGAAAUUUAUAACACUGCGCUGAAAUCCUUCUGCUUGUCCUUUUCAGGGUAAAAAGGGUUUUUAGAGUACUGCUUAGGUUCGCUUAAGAGUUAUCUACUUUUUUGUUUGUUUGUUUGUUUUCUUAGUCUAAACAGCGCGAAGAUAGAACAGAUCAAGAGGAGAGUGUCGACGCCUCUUUACAUGUGAGGCAUUCUGUGGCUAUUCCAUACCCCACCCCACAGAAAAAUCUCACAGUCCAGGUAACUUUGUGAUCUAAAAUGUCAAUGUUAUUGAGCAGACAUUUCUUAUGGGGCGUGAAAUUUCUUUUCAAAGGAGUAAUGUGUGAUAACUCGUGCUUUCACUUCCUUUGCAGAUUAAAGGAAAUGGUGGUGAGCCUGCCCUUACACUUGACCUAGAGAACAACUUGGCCAACCAAGGUAAACAAGGUUUCUACAACCAUCAAGUUAAUUUUGUAGUCGCUUGAAUAAUACGUUGGUCUCUACCACCGCAGACUUUCAUUGUGUAUGUUGAUGAAAAUCGUUACCUUCGCAUGAGAAAGUGAUUUUCUCGGACAGGUGUAAGGUCCAUCGUAGCUCGCUCCCUGACGAGAUGUCUCUAGUAGGAGGAAUAACAAUUUUUAGCUAUUUUAGCAGAGCACCAAGCAGCCUUUUUUUGCUUAUGUGCCUUGCAGGAAAGUGUAUGUAGUUCAUCAAUCAAGGCUGAACGAUUCCGUCACGUCUUGUUAUCGAAGGAAAGAUUUACAAAUGGUAGUGGACAAAUUCAUAAAUUUGAUUAGACACAACGUUUCUUUGACUCAUCCCACUGGUUCUUUUUAGGGCCCAGAGCGCAUAUCUUGAAGUGUUCUGCUGCUGGUAAACCUUUGUGGGAGACUGUGAUUAUAAGUCCCGGUAUAGCCUUGGCUGGCAAUCGGUGAGUUAGGGUGGACUCGCUAAAGAUUCUGAAGGAGUAAGAUUAUUUGUAUUUCACCUCUAAAUCCAAGAAGCUUGAGAUACAAGGAAAAAACAGAGCCAAUGAUUUUGAGACCCAAUGAGUCAACGCAAAAACGCAGAUGAAGUAUUUUUGUCAAUUGUCAAAUGAUUUUUAACUUUGUGAUCUCCUUUCAUUUUGUUUCUCUGAUUUUCAUUCCCCGUAAAGACAAGUGGUCUCCGUGGCUUGUGAAAACCGAAGUAUCGACAUGUUUUCUUCCACUGGACGAAAGUAAGCAAGUGUCGUUUCUAUAUGCAAUUUACACUAUAGUGUGAACUUUGGGAUUCGUGUUGCGAAGCGCUCACGUGAAUUUCCUAAAAAUGUUUGAAUUAUAAUUGAACAGAAUCCUACCUUCCAUGGUGUUGGACUCACCAGCCUCCAUUCUGCAGUGUAGCCGUCAUUAUGUCAUGCUUGUCACCUCCUCUGGGGGAGUGUUUGUUUGGUAAGUAUUCAACAAACGUCCUUUGGUUUUGAAGUUUUUCUUUUUUUUUAUGGAACCUCUGCUAAGAAAAAGUGUCGUGGUUGUUUGUUUCGUAUUUGUUAUAAUGUUUUCUUUGAAAACCUGUUAGAGAGUACAUUUAGUUAACACGACGUUUUAAGUAUAAACUUUUGACUCCUAAGAGUGACUCGCGUCUACUUUCUCCUUCCAACAUCACUCUGAAUAAAACAUUAGGGUCACAAGAACUAAGAAAAUGAUCACCAACUUAAGAAAAUCUUGAUUUGUAAACAAAUUCUCCCUGUCAACACCUUAGGAUAACUAAAAAGAACAAUGUGGAGAAUAUGCAUUCUGAUUUUAGGGUGUAAAGGGUUAAGAAACGUUUUUCUUUUUUACCCAGGGACACAAAGAGAGUCGCCGCAGUGCUAAAAAAUGAAUCAGUGCUUCCACUGCUAUCAGGUAUGUUGUAAAAUUUGGAGGAAGAAAAAAUUAACCUUUAGCGAUUACGGUUACGUUACACAUGUACAUGUAUACAUUUAUUAUUUGAUACAUAAAAGAUUUGCAGCAAAUAUUUGCAAACGCUGAGCUUACCUGUUAUUCUACAGGUCCAGAUGUGACGAUUACUCGAGCCUCGAUUUCAGAACGAGGAUUUCCAAUCAUCACCCUGUCCAAUCACGCAUCUUAUUCCUUGGACACAUCUGUAGGGGCGUGGUAAGAACAAGUUAUUACAAGUGGGUUCAAGCGUAAUGUACAGUUGGAAAAAAGUGAACUCUGGCUCUGUUUUCUUUGUCCUAAUUUCCACUGAUCCUUUGAAGUUUGCUGUAACUGAUCUUCACUCAAGGCCUUUCUAUUAAGGCUAAUAGCUUGAACUUGUGCAACAUGUUUGAUACUUGUUUUAGGAAUUAUCCUUCGUAAUAGAAUCUUGGGGUGUCAAUCAAAGCCGAUGGUCAGCGGUCUACCGCCGGCUAGAAGACCUUUUACCGCCGUCUGUUGAGCCGGCAAGCUGCAAGCAGGCUCUUACGUUUGGGUUAUGCCUUACUGCCUAGGCACCUAGUGCACGAUGGGUAGCCACUUAAGGAAGAUUUCAUUGAAACACGUGAGAGUGAUAACAUUUGAUACCCGCCAUAGAUGUCUAGUUGACAAACGUGUUCGGUCAAGAUAGUUGGAAAUUUUCCAAGCCCCUUUUUCGUUGCAUUUCCAUGGACCAAGAUGAUGUGAAGGAGCGCUAAUCACCCUUAAAAUAAUGCGCAAUAAGAAUGCCCAAGACAAUACUGAAGAACGACGGAAGUUUAAGGCGAUAUGUUGUUUAUAGGGUGCAGCUUAUUUACGCUGAUGACCUCCUGGCUGUCAACUCUGACCAUCAGUCGGUGGCGCCAUCCCAAGAUCCCCUUCAGGCGAAGGGUCCUCUCGCUCAACUACAAGGGCAGAGUUCGAGGUGUGUCUUAAAGUAGUUUUGUUGGUUUUAAAACUUAAGGAUUUGAAAAUUUAUGACAUAUUUCAUUCUUAGUUAAAUGCUGUCGAAUCUCUUCAAACUCUGGCUCAAGACCUCUUCUACAAAUGUAAAAAACCUCACAUUAUUUCUCAAACGACUGGAGGGCAGACGGCAAAAGUAGACUUACAAUGGCUAUUGCCAUUUAUGAAAACGCGUUGCUUAAUUUAUCCAUCUAAAACAUGUCUUAGUAUUGAUGUGUAAAAUUUAUUUUAAAAUAAUUUGAUUUUCAUUGUGUCAGAAUCGGGCGUCAGUCCUCAAGAGUCUUCCGGUCAAAUACAGGGAGACAACAGUCUGCUACAGCGGUUCAUCUGGAGGUUAGUCAGAAGCCGCAACUACUCAGAAGUUCAUUUGAUUCCCAGUGACAUCAUUCUUGAGAUAGAAUCUGCAGUGAGAUCUCUGUCAAGCCUUCCUGUAUUUUUGGUGUAUUCAAGGAAUUAGCAUUUAUUUUGAAAUACAUGCUCAAAAAACCUCCGCGUGAAUGGAGGGGGGGAGGGGGGCGUCCAAGGAGGCAUUUAAGUUCAGCAGCAGCACUUUUACCCCCCACUGGCGCGUGAGCUAAUGUAAUGCGAUUCCACAGAAGUUAUAUUACAAUAUGCAUCUUACAUGCCAAGAACAGAGAGAAUUUGAGUAGGAUAUUAGUAACUAUAGAUGCAGUUACUCUUCUUGUCGGUCAUGCCAAGAGAAAGCUGGGCCUUGUGAUCUGCUGGUCAUUUUAGGUGUAAAUUUAUUAUGUUCAUUUAUUUAUUUUCAAGAACCAACUGUCGUCUUGCGUCGCCUUGGGAUCUGGUAAAGAGUACUAUUUUUGGUUGACAACGUACGUACGGUAUCUCUCUCAGGCAGGUUCGUGAACCUUUUUGUAUUUCAAUUAACUAGCUUAUUUCUGCUCUGACUCCUCAUUUCGUAGGGGGGGACACACACUCCUUUAUUUGGCCAGACGAGGGAACUACUUUCAAACAGAUUAUAGUUUUCGGGGCCUGAAGGUGUAUAGUUGCAUCAUGUAGUCUUGUGUAGAGUGUCUCGGGGCACAAUUUAUAUGUGUGGUCCCAACAAUCUCUAAUUUUGACGAUUCUUCCUGUUGACACGCCUCAAUUUUCACAAUUUUAUGUCUUGAACAGGGUCGCGAAAUAAACGGGUUUUAUUUACAAAAAAAGUUUAAAGACGUCCGCGAUUUACCCCCACCUAAAGUUUCCUCGUCUGCCCCUUCCUCCCUUGUUCUUCGGGUAAACGAGAUGUUUCCACUCUUCCAAACGUCGUUUUAAAACUUGAGAUGUGUGUUUUUAGGGUUUGAACCACGAUUAAGGGAAGUUUGCGAGGAGCUACUUGGACCUCCACACAGGUAAAGAAACCAGAUUAAUAAUGAACACAGAAAAGAAAAACAAUUUGUUACUGAAUUCACUAAGCACACCUUUAAAUGAGCUCGUGUUUUCAAUAAUACAAACUGACGUUAACCCAGACUAGAGUUUCGUCAGUUUACAAUUUAAAAAACUGCUAACCACCAUUUUUUUUCUGUAUUGUAGCUGGUGAAUUUUCGUCAGUUAAUUGGUUCCACUGUUUCCUGGCUGUUUAUUCUUUUUCAUGUUUAUUUGUUCUAUGAACUCGGUCAUUUAAACAUUUACCUCCCAUAGGAUCGUUCAUUUGUGAUUUUCAAGACAGUCACAGUCAAUUUUCUUUUGGUUCACGUCCUUUUAGUUUUUGAUUUGUUGUUGUUUUGUUUUUGUUAUUGUUAUAUAAUUUUUGGUUUUGUGUUGUUUGUAUUUUUUGUUUGUUUACAUUUUGUUCUUAUUUUUUUAUAGAACAAUAGGAGCACAAGACAAAAGUGUCAAUUGGAACCCCACCAUACUGGUAAUUGUGACAAAUCAACUUUUCCUUUUUUGAAUUUAUGUAUUCAAUUUUUAUUUUUUGUCAUUUCAUUAGUGUUAGUGCAAUUUACCGUUAGAGCGUCGAAAGUUACUUGAGAUUACACUGGUUUUUCUUUAUUUGCUCUGUGAUUGGUCUAGAAAACUCGCACUAUUCUCAACCCAUCAGAUGCAAAAAUAACAGCAUCACGACUUGGUCGCCCGCGUUUUCCCGCGCUUUAGGUGGUUUAUUUGAUUUACUUUGAUAUCUCAUUGGCUCUUCAGGUUAUUUUUCUUUUUUUCUGAUUGGCCGUCGUGAUUACUUUGGUUUUGUUUUACGACACUCAAUCGAAAAGUGUUCUAAGCGUCGAAAGUAAUGGGGGAUUGAAUUGCAUAGAUGCGCAGCUAAACAGAUGGCGACUUGGUUACACGCGUUACAUGUCUGCGUCUUUUUACUCCCACUGUCAUAGACCUCUGACGAUUUUUCCCUUGUUUUAAUUGUUUGUUUUGAUAACUGUGGUUUUCUCACUGGAUCGAAAUGCGCCCUUGUAGCACGUCAGUUUUGCUUGGUACCGUUACUUUUCCAUUUCAUGUUACACAAUUCGCAUAAUAGGUAAUUUGUCAAUGUGCGUAAUUGUUUGAAAUAUUUCCAUUUUUAGGGACACCAGAAAAGAAAUCUUUUGCGUGAACUGUUGCCUCAUAUUGGUAAGUUCAUAAUGGGGUUCUUUCAACCUCUUAGACCCUGUGAGCAACUAGCGUCUAAUUUCUCCUUAAAAUAUAACCCCUGAAUCACAAUUAGUGUUACGAGAAUAAAGGAAAUGAUCACAAACGAAAGAAGCUUUAGAUUGUUAAGCAAAUUCUCUUUGUCAGCACCUCGGGAAAUGUAUAGAGAACAGUAUGUAGAAUAUGCAUACUGAUGGUAGGGUGUAAAGGGCUAAAUGCUAGAUCGACGAAUAUGGUGAACUGUAUAAACGAAGCUUCACAUACCUUCCUUACAGUUAUCGUUAUUUAUUUCACUGGACUUAUUUAUGGCGCGUUUUCUUUCAGGAACAAACAUUCGUCUACAAAGGCUCUUUACAGAGUUCAGGGAGCAGCUAGACGCACUCAACGUGCGGUGACAUACGACGGGUUCUGUAAGAAUGAACUGCUUUAGAGGUGAACGUAAUAGUGUUUGAACUGUGCAAAGAGGCGUGACGAGAUGAGUGUCACGCACGGGUUAGUUCAAGUCACGGAUGCUGUGACGUCCAGCGUCAAGUGUGGAGGAUCAACAAUGGGUAAUAUUCGAAAGACUUUCGCUUUAAAAUGGCGAAAAUAAAUAUCGCUUAGAUUUCUCAGCAAAUAACACAUUACUCAUUGAGUAUUGGAUGUCAGUCAAGCGAGGGGGCAUUUGAGUGCACGGGACGUCUUGUUCCUUUAACAGAGUAGGAAUCAGGAAACACAGCUCUUAGGCGCUGAGGGAAACAUAUUAUAGCGACGAUAGUUUGAAUAUCUGCAUCAUGUCUCGGAAUAAUUAAAAAGUGAGUCUUAUUUUGGAAUGAUAACCGCAUAUCAUGUAAGUGCUGUUGCCGUCCGUUACUGUAUUCAUACCUCCCGUUUAGCUUUAAGGCUUACUAGAAAAUUUCGUUGGAAUUACAUUAUGUUUUACAGUGUUCUGUUACAUUCUGGUUAUACCUCUAAUACUCUAUUCACACCAAAGCGUAGACAUGUUUAAAGCUGUUUUGCUAUAGACGGUUGAAAAUUGUUUUCUGCAUCAAAGCAAUGUUUGUCUACUUCAAAUUUAUCACUUUGAAGGUACAAGCUGGUGACUACUUGAAUCUUAUGGAAAAUUUGGGUUUUAAGUUUUCUGUUUCUGAUUUUCAUUCGGUUAAAUUCGGUUCAACUAAACAUGUUGUACAGGUGUAAAUGGGUAGAAGUCGAUACAGAAGUUCUUUUUCAUAAAAGUUUUCCACCUGAAAAGUUCUUUAUUCAGUAUUUCAGUGCACUCGAUGUGUUAGCUGUGCGCUUCGCUCUGCACACUUACAUGGUCGCCAUAAUUAUUUUGCCGAGCGCUGUAAUAUAUCGCUGUUGAGGAGCGCUACUGUCAAAGAAGUCACACAAUUAUUCCUAGACCGACGCUAUGAACUGAACUGUAGUAUACUGAUAUUAAGCGUCGCAUUCAAAUGCUGGUAAAUAAAUAUUUUGUUAGCAAAGGUGCGCUGUACAUUUUGUGUAAUUCUCAUCGAACUAGUCAGUUUCUCCGUUGUUUAUUCACAGCAGUCUUUGUGCAACUUCUUCUUGUCCUUGUAAUCUUUACCUUAACCCUUUAACUCGGAACAGAUCAGCAUGUAACUUCUCCCUAUAACAUCCGUACAUUAUCUAGCA